Messenger RNA from Eupeodes corollae, 810 nucleotides. RefSeq lists its product as uncharacterized. Lineage: Eukaryota; Metazoa; Arthropoda; Insecta; Diptera; Syrphidae. Gene Ontology annotation, molecular function: structural constituent of chitin-based larval cuticle. The coding region runs from base 88 to 786 and encodes 232 amino acids. The transcript has 4 exons. The record is from RefSeq and is a predicted model, not a curated record. Gene Ontology annotation, cellular component: chitin-based extracellular matrix.
AAUGCAAUCAGUUCAAAUCGUUGCAUUACUCUUAAGAGGUUCUCAUUUGUCAAGUUCGGUCGGAGCAUCUUCAACUUAACUUCAAUAAUGAAAUUCGUAAUUGUUUUUGUUGCUUUGUUUGCUGUAUGCGCUGCUGCCCCAGCUGGAAAUGAUGUUGCAGCAACAGCUGUACGUGAUACAAGGGCUAAUAAUGGACUCGAUAAAUACGAUUUCGACUUUGAAACCAGCAGUGGUAUUCAACGCCAGGAACAUGGUGUUUUGCAAAAAUUCGGUGAGAAUUCUGCUAUUGUUGUGAAUGGAGUAGCAUCUUGGACUUCACCCGAGGGAAUCGUUGUCGAGAUGAAAUUCACUGCUGACGAAAAUGGAUACCACCCAAUUCUUCUUAAUAUAAAACAAGGACACAAAUUUCUUAGAAAUCAUUCAGUAAUCAGUUAUCACAACGCUUACUUGCAACCAAAUCUCAAAAUGAAAUUCAUCAUUGUUUUUGUUGCCCUUGUCUCUGUGGCCUUGGCUGCUUCUCCAAUCUCCUCCGAUCCAAGAAGUGCUGAAGUCCUCCGUUACGAGAACACCAACAUUGGUGUUGAAGGAUACAACUAUGCCCUUGAGACAAGUGAUGGUAAAUCAGUAAGCGAAGAAGCUGUCUUGAAGAAUAAUGGCAAGGAUGGUGAAUCUUUGUCUGUUCAUGGCAAAUACAGUUAUGUUGGACCCGAUGGUGUCACAUACGAAGUUGAAUACAUUGCUGAUGAAAACGGUUACCAACCCCAAGGUGCUCAUUUGCCAAAAUAAAUAAAUGAUAACUGAUGAAAGCAA